AUGCCGUCGCAGAUCACCCGUUUAACCCUCUUCAAGAUCCCAGAUCCAACUCAUCAACAGCAACUACUAGAAAAAUACCAAACAAUACAGAAGGAUGCGCUCAAGGACGGCAACCCAUACAUCCUCUCCGUCCGAGCAGGUCCGACAAUCGACGACCAACGACGACAGGGCUAUACCGUCGCUGCCGUAUCAACCUUCGCAAGUCUCGAAGAUAUGCGCUAUUACGAUGAGAGGUGCGCAGCACAUGCGGCAUUGAAGGGGCUGGCGAGAACCUUGCAACAGGGGGUAUUGAUGGUAUAUUUUUGA
Messenger RNA from Paracoccidioides lutzii Pb01, 306 nucleotides. Its product is annotated as stress responsive A/B barrel domain-containing protein. The coding region runs from base 1 to 306 and encodes 101 amino acids. The record is from RefSeq and is a predicted model, not a curated record. The transcript is spliced from 2 exons.